CAGCGACUCUCCCACUGCGCAGACUCAGCGCAGAGCAGCAGCAGCGCUUCGGUUUCUGUAGCCAUUACUGAGCGGAGCUGCUGCUGCGGGUCUGAGCUGAGGAGAGGACUUGACAGGACUUGACAUUUGUUGCAAUGGCUCUCAUCUCUAUUGAGGAUCUUGCUGAAUUGGAUGAUGAACAAUUAGAUGAUGAUGUCACUGACAGCUCUGAGCCAAUGGAUGAUGAGGAGCAGGAAAGGUUGUAUUCCCAUUGGCAGGCAGUGGGAAGGACCCAUCAGGUGUCUGUUCCGCGAGAGAUGACUGGACCAAUCACAGAGAUGACGAGGAGGAAUCAGGAGACGGGACAAGAGCGAGUUCCAUUUGCCUCCAUCUCCAGACAUGAGAAGCUUGGUGAGAUCAUGUAUGAGGAGAGGGUGUAUCCAGCAGGUAAAUGGGCCUGUGUGACUGUCGGGGAGGAUCUCUAUGAGCAGAGCAUCUCUAAAGGCUUUAUGAAACUCAUGCGCUUCAUCUGCAAGGAGAACUCAGCAGGCCGUUACUUGGGCAUGACUGUGCCGAUCGUGAAUGAAAUAAGGAUGCUGGACGACGGCACUAGCUUUGUGAAAGACGUUUUGACGGCGUAUUACCUGCCUGCAGAGUUCCAGGCCAACCCACCCCAGUCUUUUGACCCAGACAUCUCCAUUAUCCACCGGAACGCCAUCAGAGUCAUCACCCGGGCUUUCUUUGGCACCACCACAGAGGAGACCAUCUCCCGGCAGAUCAACCUGAUGUGGGAGCUUCUGGGCAUCUCUGAGAACGUUCAGCGUGACGCCUACAUGGUGGCUGUUUACGAGAACCCAGGGGUGCCAAGCCGCCGAAACGAGAUCUGGUUUAUUCGCCAGGACCCUUAAGAACACACUGCAGUACCUCUACCCCAACACAACCCAACCUCACACACUCACACUCACAACACACACACCUAUACGGAUCAGUAUGUCCCCCUGUGGCAACAGAGAGAAAGACCAGUGGGAGACCAGGUAUCUCCGCGUGACAGGAUGGGACAUAUUGAAUAAAUAUAUAAUCAUCAGCGUUGACUCAGGCGAGAGGGUCAGAUGAAGGUCAGGUAUUUUACAGUUAUUCUCAGCUUUAUUAUUCUUUGAUGUUGAUGUUGUUUAAUACGCUACAUUAAUGCAGAUGCACAGACCCAGGUUUACGGUGGAGGAAAUAACCGACCGUGUGAGUGAAUCAAUUAACAGUUCAGAAUGUACAGAAAGAUCAUUCAAAUACAGAGAAGGUUCAGGGUAGAGGGAAAAAUCCCCAUGUUGUUGUAGAUUUCUUUUUUUUCAUGCCUUUUUUGUGAAUUUUGUUUGUGUGAUUUGUGUUUUUCCCACUGCUUCUUUUUCAUCUAUUGUCCUUUUAGAAAUAUUUUAAAAAAUAUUUUAGAACAUGUUAAACUUCAAAUUGAAGUGUAAAACACUACUGCUUAAUUACAUACAAAAUAUAAUAAUGAAAACCAGCCAGUAAUACACUCCAUUUUGUGCUUUUAACCCCAAAUGCAUGACAAUCAUUUGUAGUCAUAGUCAAAAGUUCUAUUCAUCAAAUGAACACUUAUAAAGUAUAAAUUGGUUUGCUUGGUUUGUGCUAUGAAAGCAGUUUGGCUGUUUUAUUUGAGCUUUCUGUGCACUAACAAAACCCAGCUGUUCAUGCAGCCUGGUGGCUCAUUCAGUCUUUUGCCGACGUUUGGACACCUUGGCCAAGUGUAUCUGUGUAUCUGCUAGCUAAUAACAUAAAAUACAUUUUUUUUAAAGUAAAUCCUAAUGCACAGUUAUUCUGCCUUUCAUAUAAAGAACAAGUGUUUAUACAGUGUCUCAGACUUUAACUGAUGACACCAAAGGAAUAGUGGUUGAGUCAAAUUCACAAGCUUUAUUAAUGAAAAUUAAAGAAAUAUACGUUUUCGACUUGCAAUUUGUACACAGUAAAAUGUUUAAAAAAUGCUGUUCAAGGAUAUUGUGGAAGUCCAAGACUAAAAAAAGCUUUCAGAGCUUUUAUAUUGCAAGAAAUACAGAUUUAAAAAAUGGCAAGGGUGCCCAAACCUUUGCAAAGACUCUAUAUAUUUUCACACACUGUGCUUCAACUAUGUAUUUAAAUGGUCUUGUUAUUUUAAAUACACUUAACUAUUGUACGUUAGUAUGUGUGAUGUUCUCCUGCUGCCCUGAGGAAGUGGUGGAAUAUAUUCUAUAUGAACCUGCCUUCUGUUUUCAGUUAAAAUUAGAUGUAAACAGACUGAACACUUUGCAGUAUAAAGGUAAAGAUAUUUACUCUAUUUUUGGCCACUCUAUAUAUAAAACACAGUCACUAAACUUUUAGAGUAUUUUGUUCUUAUUUAUAGCUAAGCAUACAAAUAGAUUUUGAGGGACCACUUGGCUCUAAAUGCUCUAGAUUUUAUAAAUGUCAGAAGUUAUGUGGAUCUUAUAAGCACUAGCUAGUAUUUUUAAUAACAUUUUAAUAAUCGGAUGUGUUGUGCCACUUCUUGGGUUUGUAUUGUGAUACUUUGUUAUUCACAUAUCUUUUAAAACUGUAUUUAGUGAUUUUAUUCUAGUUUACUGCAGCUUUGCAUUUGUAAAAGCUUCUGACCUGUUGAGAAAAUUGAUAUAUUUGCGUUUAUCAAGGUUUAAUGCAUUAUUUUGACAUUGCAGAGAUGUAUAUUUCAUGUCUUCUGGACCUUCGACUGCAUAACCUAUGUUGUUGACCUGUUUGAAAAAAAUAAAAUGAACUAAGAGCUUUA
Messenger RNA from Astyanax mexicanus (Mexican tetra), 2761 nucleotides. RefSeq names its product heme-binding protein soul4 (gene soul4). The record is from RefSeq and is a predicted model, not a curated record. The coding region runs from base 135 to 887 and encodes 250 amino acids. NCBI's taxonomy places the organism in Eukaryota, Metazoa, Chordata, Actinopteri, Characiformes, Acestrorhamphidae. The transcript has 6 exons.